CAGCAAUUCCUGGAUCACAUUUUACAGGAAACGAAAAGCAAUCCAGACUUCUUCGUCUCCUCCUUCAACUGGUUUUCCAAUUCUUCGUGAUGAGCAUUCUUGAAAGUUCAGGAGCCGAGGUUGUCACCGUUGACGUGCACACAGCCAAGGCUCUGACCCAUGCCGGCCAUGCUUAUCUCGAUGUAAGGACGUCGGAAGAGUUCGAGGAAGGGCAUCCAGCUGUGGACAGGAUCAUAAACAUUCCUUACAUGUUUGAUACGCCAGAGGGGAGGGUGAAGAAUCCAGAGUUUCUGAACCAGGUUUGGUCAUCCUGCAACAAGGAAGAUCAUUUGGUGGUGGGUUGCCAGAGCGGGGUGAGAUCUAUGCAAGCGACGGGGGAUCUUGUGGAUGAUGGGUACAAGAAUGUGAGGAACAUGGGAGGAGGGUAUCUGGAAUGGGUCAAGAACCAACUGCCCGUGCAAGCGGCAGUGGCCAAGGAUUAGUUUAUCUGAUAUGAACCGCCAAACUUAUAAUGCCUUCUCUGUGUUUACUAUUCAGCUUCCCCUCGUGACUUCAUAUAUCCAUAUCCUCCACCUCUCUUCAUGUUUAUGUUGGAUUGGUAUUUGGUGACUGUAUUUGAUACAUGAACUAAGUACUCGUAUUAAUUAAAUCAUUAAAAUCCAAAUUAAUUAUUUUAAA
Molecule: messenger RNA, 678 nt
Organism: Prosopis cineraria
Lineage: Eukaryota; Viridiplantae; Streptophyta; Magnoliopsida; Fabales; Fabaceae
Product: thiosulfate sulfurtransferase 18-like
Exons: 6
Coding region: 90-482 (130 amino acids)
Molecular function (GO): catalytic activity
Source: RefSeq, a predicted model, not a curated record